AUGAAGCAGAGUGUAACCAUGCAUGAUGCAUCUGAGAUAAGGAAGUUUGGGCACAUUGAAGUGGACUAUAAGGCCCCAGCUGAUGCUGUGAAACCUCUGUAUCUCCAGUAUGCUAAGUUAGAGGAAGACUAUGGUCUGGCGAAACGAGCUAUGCGUGUAUAUAAUCAAGCGACAAAAGCUGUUCCACCCAAUGAGAAAUUGGGGAUGUAUGAAAUUUACAUUGCACGGGCUGCUGAAAUUUUUGGUGUUCCAAAGACUCGAGAAAUAUACGAACAGGCAAUUGAAUCCGGCCUGCCCGACAAGGAUGUUAAGACAAUGUGUCUGAAGUACGCCGAACUUGAGAAGAGCCUUGGAGAAAUUGAUCGUGCUCGUGCAUUAUAUAAACAUUCAUCGCAAUUUGCAGAUCCUAGAUCCGACCCUGAUUUCUGGAAUAAAUGGCAUGAGUUUGAAGUGCAGCAUGGAAAUGAAGACACCUUCAGAGAAAUGCUCCGCGUGAAAAGAAGUGUUUCUGCAAGCUACAGUCAGGUAAAUUUGGUGAAAUAA
Fraxinus pennsylvanica is the source of this 543-nucleotide messenger RNA. The record is from the annotation of a GenBank genome assembly. NCBI's taxonomy places the organism in Eukaryota, Viridiplantae, Streptophyta, Magnoliopsida, Lamiales, Oleaceae.